UGUACGGACUCGUACUAUGUAGUUAGUGUACGGACUCGUACUAUGUAGUUAGUGUACGGACUCGUACAUCCCUGAUUGCGACUAUUAAUUCAAUCAUAUGAAAAUACUCCAAUGGGAACAUAUUCUUUUAUAUAGGUUGGAAUACAGGUAUCUAUUUUAUUUUACAUCAUUUUAUUUAUUCUGUGUGUCUGUCACCAUCCUCCUCUCUGAUGACUGCUGGUGAAAAUUAAGUUGGGUGGGCAUACUGUCUAUAUACAGGCAUACAGUGGUACAAGAUAACUUUCCCAAUGGCUGCAGUGCAACAUGCAGACAGCAGGUGACAUGCAGAGGGUUUUCACGGCGCAGCUUAAAAUGCGAAACACAGGAUGGUGCAAAAUGGGGGCUUGACACAAGGGUUUAAAUACAUACAUAAGGGUUGAUAAACAUAAUACAAGGUUAUACUGAUGCUAAUUUCUUCCCAUGUGUGAAAAUGUAUGUUUUCCAGGGUGAAGGUUGAUUCCGUUAUGACAAGCUGCUGUGAAAAACAUGUCCACACUGUCUGCGACUACUAUCCCUGAUGGCCAUGGUGAAAUUAAAUUGUUUGGGGUGGUGCCAGAGCUGGACUCGAGUUUGGAAGUGCCCCCCAGUGCAAUGUUGACUCAGAGCAGCCAUGAUGGGACUCUGCAACCCCUCCUCCUUGGUGGCCUGCAGGGGGAGCCCAUGGGACCAGGGCUGCACUGCUCCAUGUCCUUGGACUCCAUUGACCUCAAAACAGACUUUACAGAGAAUCAGCCGGUGAAGAGGAAGAAGGGUCCGGCCCCCAAGAUGCUGGGUAAUGAGGUGUGCAGCGUGUGUGGGGACAAGGCCUCCGGCUUUCACUACAACGUGCUGAGCUGCGAGGGCUGCAAGGGCUUCUUCCGCCGCAGCGUCAUCAAGGGCGCCCAGUACUCCUGCAAGAACAGCGGCAAAUGCGAGAUGGACAUGUACAUGCGGCGCAAGUGCCAGCAGUGCCGGCUGCGCAAGUGCCGGGAGGCGGGCAUGCUGGAGCAGUGUGUCCUCUCAGAGGAGCAGAUACGGCUGAAGAAAAUGAAGAAGCAGCACGAGGAAGAGUCAGCCCGUAGCUCUGUCGUUCUGGCCACCCCCACACCGGGGGCCGAAUCAGCCCAGCUACCGCCGCAGCAGCAGGAGAUGAUUGAGAAGCUUGUGACCAUGCAGAAACAGUGCAACAAGAGGUCCUUCAUAGACCAGCCCAAAGUCACCCCUUGGCCCCAGAGCCAGGACCCCCUGAACCGGGAGGUGCGGCAGCAGCGAUUCGCCCACUUCACCGAGCUGGCCAUCAUGUCCGUGCAGGAGAUCGUGGACUUCGCCAAGCAACUGCCGGGAUUCCUGGAGCUGACGCGAGAGGACCAGAUCGCCUUGCUCAAGACGUCCACCAUCGAGAUCAUGCUGUUGGAAACCUCACGAAGGUACAAUCCUGAUAUUGAAAGCAUCACAUUUCUGAAGGAUUUCAGUUACAAUAAGGAGGAUUUUGCAAAAGCAGGGCUUCAGUUGGAGUUCAUCAACCCCAUCUUUGAGUUUUCCAAGGGAAUGAAUGACCUGCAUCUGGACGAGGCCGAAUACGCCUUGCUCAUCGCCAUCAACAUCUUCUCAGCAGACCGUCCUAACGUGCAUGACCAUGAUUUAGUGGAAAGACUCCAGCAGCCGUAUGUGGAUGCUCUUCACUCUUACAUCAGGUUAAAGAGACCUACAGACCACCUGAUGUUCCCACGCAUGCUGAUGAAGCUAGUGAGCCUGCGGACCCUCAGCAGCGUCCAUUCAGAGCAGGUCUUUGCCCUGCGUCUCCAGGACAAGAAGCUUCCACCCCUCCUGUCAGAGAUCUGGGAUGUCCACGAGUGAUGGAGUGUCACCAUCGCAUUCUUGGCUUGCCUUGCCUAGGCCUCCUUCAGUCCUGCCAAAAUCCUGUCAGGAUUGAAGAGUUUGGUUGGAGCGUAUACCUCUGUAGGUUUGGAUCCCUCCCAGAGACGGAUGUGACGUUUCCUUUACUCUGGGCAUUCCUCUGUAACGUUCAGCUCUCUGCAUCACAACUCCUGGCCAUGUAACUCGUCUUCACAGAGCAAAAAAUCUGAAGGGACAAAGCCAAAGUCGCUAAUAUAAAUUUUAUUCCACUUAAUGCAGGUUUUAAGAAAUACUCUUCUUACAGAUACUGCCUCAGGAAAUUGUAGGCUUGUGUUUCUGGCUAUAUAUAUAUAUAUAAAAGUGAGAGAGAGAGAGUGUCCAUCCUGGAAGAGUUAUGGGGAAUUCAGAUCAGGGCAUGAAAUAAAACAUUUGGGCUUAUGUCAUUAAGGAAUUCUCUGUUAACUCUGUAUAACCUGGCAGCUCUGUACUUACAAUAUAUGUCAGACUUGACAGCCAGUGUUAAUGCGACAAUGAAUUACAUUCAGAAAAUGCAUCUUUCACUUUACUAAACUAGGGAGCUUUAGCGGGUGUGGCAUGCUUAAUCAUAGAAUGCAUAUUAUAUCUCGUACUGACAGAAUGUUUAUGUGGGUAAAAUGUUUAAUAUUGCCCUGCAGGUUAGAGGCAAAGCGUAAAACAUUAAAGAAUAAUGUUGCAUAAAAACACACGUAUACCUAGACCCAGACAAACAUGAUAUAGUUUGUCUGAAUCUACUGUAUUACACUCACAACUUUGUCUUCCUCAUGGUGAGUCUGCAACUUGUCCUCUGCCCCCCCCCCAUGUCAUUUAGAGAAGUAAAGAAUGUAUGGAUGCUACAGGGACACCUUUGUAUACUUUCAAUGUGGAAGAGCUGCAGUAAAUUCUACCGCUGCUAUACCCGAGGCAAGUUGCAGUUUACAAAAUAAAACAGAGCAUUUAUUUCACAUGACCACCUCUUUCUCUGAGCUUUAGCACUUUAACCUUGGGUCUCAUCUGUGAUAUUUUUGGGUGGGGGGGGCAGGAAAAAUAGUAACCUAAGUGGGCCACUUUGAACAAGUAGCACACAAACAUCACAAGUAGCUCUUCGAAUAGAGCACUGUUUCUUGCAGUUUUAUAAACUUUCCAUUUAGGUGCUGCUGUGUCAGACCCAGGGGGAAAAUUUAUUAAGUUUUUGUGCAACAUUUGCUUUGAGUAAUAAGAUUCUGAUUGUGCAUUUGAAAUGAAAUAGAUACAUUCAGAGCAUCAGGGAAAGGAUAAAGGUGCUUGUUUAUCAGUCUUUGCUCUUUUGGAAAACUGAUUCAGAAGUAGAUGGAAAUAAACCAAGUGCAGGUAUACUGUAAGGUACAUUUCCUACUACAACCUUGGCAAAUACUGAUGCUGUCCCUGGAGUUAUCCUGUAACAUCAAAAUUAAAGUAUCUUUCUCUGUUUUCAUUCCACUUAUUUUGUCAAUAGGUCUAAUUCACUGACUGGAUUUAUAACACCACACUUGAAUUGAACAUCUGCUGGUUUAUAUGGGGUUUCUAAUGCACCCAUAAAUCUUUGUGGUACAGUUUUAUUGUUCCAUGAACAACUGCUUAUUUCGCUUGUUUUAAAAUGUUUAGCAAAACUUACUUAUCAGGCUUCGUCAUCCCCGGAUUGUUAUACCAAAACGUUUAAAAGUAUAUUUCAGAACUGAAACAAUGGUUUCCCUUGUACUUUAUGCUAUCUGUGUUUAGACUUGUUUUCUAAAACUGUUGCCUUAAUUCCUUUUGUCCUGCUUUUAUGUGUGAAAUGCUGACAAAAAAUAUGCACAGAUGUUUUUUUAAUUAUGAAAGACUAUUUUUGCAGUACCUUGUUGAACCGAAUGUGUAUUAAAAUUUGUGUAUAUGUUUGUUUCUAAUUUCAAAGUGAUUGAGGAAGUAUACAGUUGCCUAGCACGCUAAAAAAUAAAACAAAUAAUUUCUUGAAUGAGA
Molecule: messenger RNA, 3864 nt
Organism: Paramormyrops kingsleyae
Lineage: Eukaryota; Metazoa; Chordata; Actinopteri; Osteoglossiformes; Mormyridae
Source: RefSeq, a predicted model, not a curated record